CCGGAAACCCUGGCCGCAGGGCCGUGGGUGAGGUGGCGGCGGCGGCGGAGGAGGCGGAGGCGAAGGUGGCCAGCAGGCAACGGAUCCGAGCGAAGUGAACGGGGCGGCGGGUCGGAGAGCAGCGAUUACUGGGGUCUCGGAAGGAAGAAAUGGUGUGAUCCUUCACUAUCCAGACUUGAAGGCCAGAGGCUAGAGGAGGUCCGGGAGAACAUGGCGUGGCCGGACCUCUUCCACAGAGGCGCUCUCCUGUCCCGGCUCAGCCACCACCACGUCGCCGUGUUCCUGCUCACCUUCUUCAGUUACUCACUGCUCCAUGCCUCAAGGAAGACAUUUAGCAAUGUCAAAGUCAGCAUCUCCAAGCAGUGGACCCCGACUGCGCUCAACAGAUCCGUUGAACCUGUGGAGAUCUGGAGCCGCAACCAUUUGUUUCCCGGCGCCGAGGAAGCCACUCUUUUCCUGGGAACACUGGACACUCUUUUUCUCUUCUCCUAUGCCGUGGGCCUUUUCAUCAGCGGUAUUGUUGGGGAUCGGCUUAAUUUACGAUGUGUUCUGUCUUUUGGCAUGUGCUCCUCUGCAUUAGUGGUGUUUGUCUUUGGCACGGUCACGGAGUGGCUGCAUUUCUACAACAAGUGGCUGUACUGCUGCCUGUGGAUCGUGAACGGCCUGCUGCAGUCCACGGGGUGGCCCUGCGUGGUCGCCGUCAUGGGCAACUGGUUUGGGAAAGCUGGGCGAGGAGUGGUGUUCGGUCUCUGGAGCGCCUGUGCUUCGGUGGGCAACAUUCUGGGAGCGUGCCUCGCCUCUUCUGUCCUGCAGUACGGUUAUGAGUACGCCUUUCUGGUGACGGCCGCUGUGCAGUUUGCUGGUGGGAUCGUCAUCUUCUUUGGACUCCUGGUGUCACCUGAAGAAAUUGGUCUCCCUGGCAUUGAAGCAGAAGAAAAUUUUGAAGAAGACUCGCACAGGCCACUAAUUAGUGGUGCUGAAAACGAAGAUGAAUAUGAGGCUAAUUAUUCAAUCCAAGAAGGCAGCACUGUCACCCCCAUCCAGGCAAUAAGCUUCCACCAGGCCUGCUGCCUCCCUGGAGUCAUACCGUACUCUCUGGCCUAUGCCUGCCUGAAGUUAGUGAAUUACUCCUUCUUCUUCUGGUUGCCCUUCUACCUGAGCAACAACUUUGGAUGGAAGGAGGCUGAAGCUGACAAGCUGUCCAUUUGGUACGACGUUGGAGGGAUUAUAGGUGGGACCCUGCAAGGCUUCAUCUCCGACGUCUUACAGAAGAGAGCGCCGGUCCUAGCGCUGAGUCUGCUCCUGGCCAUUGUGUCCCUGGUUGGGUACAGUCGGUCUCCGAACGAUAAGUCCAUUAAUGCUCUUCUGAUGGCUGUCACAGGAUUUUUUAUUGGUGGACCUUCUAAUAUGAUUAGCUCAGCUAUUUCUGCCGACCUGGGUCGCCAGGAGCUGAUCCAAGGGAGCAGUGAGGCUUUGGCGACUGUCACAGGGAUUGUUGACGGAACCGGGAGCAUCGGAGCUGCCGUGGGCCAGUAUCUGGUGUCUUUGAUCCAGGACAACCUAGGAUGGAUGUGGGUUUUCUACUUCUUCAUUCUCAUGACAAGUUGCACCGUUCUGUUUAUCUCGCCGCUAAUAGUGAGGGAGACGUGCUCUCUCGUGCAAAGGCGACAGGCUCGAGUGCUGAGCGAGUGACUGUGCCCGCAAGAGACCAAGAAUGAUGGGAGACACGUCAGAACUGUUAUUUCUUUUAAUUUGUCCUUUUUGGGGUUGUCUCAGGGGAGCCGGCCCAACCUCAGCCAGCCAAGGCCCCCCCCCCCCGUUCAGCAGCGUGGCCCCUGCGUGCUGAGCGGACUGGGGCCGGGGCGCUUUGCUGCACACACUACAGGAAGGAACUGCCGCUGAUGCACUUCAGCGUCGUUUCACGGAUGCACAGAUGGCCUGUGAACCCGCCAGUGUCCGCGCUGGGCCUGUUGAGGUUCAUGCCUUUAACCUGAAAGGCUGCAUCGGACUUGGACCCUUGCUCCCCAGCCUGGAAAGCUGCGUGAUCACGAGGCAGGCGUGCAAGGUUUAUAGCAAUAGAAAGACUCGUUGCGUUUUGGUUUGGAGAUGAGUUCGGAAAUGAGGCUCAUUUUUCAAGCCUCUAAUCCUGCUAAGGUGCUCCAGCCGGAUCCCGCGUAAGCCCGCUGUGGAUCAAGAAGGCCUUUGUGACCCACGUGGGGAAGAUCACACUACACACAGAAGCAAAAAUAUCGUCACAUUGUUGUCGGCUUGUUUCCCGUCUUCAUUCAAAACCACCUGACUCUGGAAAGAGUUCAGUCACCCUUUCAAGGGCCACGGUGUGUCCACUGUGAACGUGCCAGCGUGUGUCCCACGGCCGGUGCACUCAGCCCUGAGUUGCUGCCUGGGGCCCCCCCCCCCGGGAAGCCCCUCUGCUCAGCCUUAUUUCCUGGGGGUUGAUCUCAGCUGCAGCCGGGUUCCUUGAGUUACCUCAGCAGAGGACUAAAAUUGGAGAAAAGGAAAGACCUGGUGUCCUAGUAAGUAAUUCAGGUAUGUGACACUGAAUCACAGUAAUGCAUUACUAGGGCCUGAGGGGUAUUUAGGUACCUGUUCCUUAGACGUUUGCGGAGUUUACAUCUUCAGGGCUGUGAAUUCUACACCAUGAGAGGGGACCUAGAAAUCCCAGGAUUUAUUGUAAGGAAUUGUGUAUUCAUUCUUACUUGUUUAAACCCCAGUCACCUUCAGAGCACUUUCCGUUUGACGCAAUACACCUAUCUAGACUUUUUUCCCACUGUUCAAAACAGUCUUUGAACGCAUCGAUUUUGAUGCCUUCCAGUGUUCCUGCCGUUUUUGUUUUGCCUGUUCCACAUCGGCAAAACAUUUUCCUUUGAGGACUUUUUCAUCUGGGGAAACAAAAAGAAAUUGCUCAGAGUGCAAUCAGGUGAAUAGGGAGGGUGGGUCACAGAAGUCAUGCUAUUUUGGGUCCAAAACUGCUGAACACUCAGCGUGGUGUGGGCAGGUGUGCUUGUAAAUCACCCAUCAUGCAAUGGGCAAACUAUUGAAAGAGUCUUCAAAAGAAAGAUCAGUGAAGCCAAACGCAGCCUCUCACAACAACGCCUGCUGGUGCACUGUUACACAAGGGUUCCUAGAACACUCACUGAGCGGAGGAAGCCUGCACUACAAGGGGCCUGUCCCCCAGAAGAUAAUUCUGGGGUUUUUUGGGCCCCCCUCAUAAUCAUCCAUAUUUUAAGGUCAUUCUGUAUAAAUAUUUUAAAUUAUGUACACAAACUAGGGAGUAAAUGUGCAGUUUCGAGGAUUACCCAAUUUGCAUUGGGUUAGGGAAUAUUUUUCAACAUCCUGCUUUAUACUCCGAAAUUUGGUGUUUGUUAAUAUUAUUUAAUCAAGCAGAUCUCCAGUCUGAUUGCGCAUUACUGACAAAAAGGGAAAAUAUGAAACACAGGAAGGGAAAAUAAACUGACUUUUGUAA
Messenger RNA from Phyllostomus discolor (pale spear-nosed bat), 3484 nucleotides. It is a transcript of the gene SLC37A3, whose product is annotated as solute carrier family 37 member 3. Gene Ontology annotation, cellular component: endoplasmic reticulum membrane. Lineage: Eukaryota; Metazoa; Chordata; Mammalia; Chiroptera; Phyllostomidae. Gene Ontology annotation, molecular function: transmembrane transporter activity. The transcript is spliced from 15 exons. The record is from RefSeq and is a predicted model, not a curated record. The coding region runs from base 211 to 1692 and encodes 493 amino acids. Gene Ontology annotation, biological process: transmembrane transport.